This is a messenger RNA of Vittaforma corneae ATCC 50505, 348 nucleotides long. RefSeq lists its product as uncharacterized. Gene Ontology annotation, cellular component: Mpp10 complex; sno(s)RNA-containing ribonucleoprotein complex; small-subunit processome. Bases 1 to 348 code for a protein of 115 amino acids. Gene Ontology annotation, biological process: rRNA processing. Lineage: Eukaryota; Fungi; Microsporidia; Nosematidae. The record is from RefSeq and is a predicted model, not a curated record. The transcript has a single exon.
AUGGAUCCAAAGAAUAUUGAGCGGCAUCUUAUUUCUGAAAAGGACUGGAGUCUCAAGGGGGAAAUCAGGGCAAGCGGCAGGCCAGUAAAUUCAUUGCUGAAGGCUGAUGUAGACUUCGAAACUCGCCUCAUCAACAUUCCUAUUACGAAGGACGAAAACUCUCUUAUUUUUAAAUACAUUACACAACGAUAUAGAGAAAAGACAUUUGAUAACUACGAAUUCAAGGAACUAAAGCCAAAGAUUGAGGAAGAGGCCUAUGAUUUAGAGUUGAUUGAGACAAACAAGGAGAUUUUUGAGCUUUAUGAGAAAAUUGAGACCUCAAUUAAAAAGAUGUACUGUGGAUCCUGA